UGGCAGACUUUCUUGUAGAUCAUCCAUGUCUGGACGUGGAGGCAGAUGAAGAAAAAGGGAUUAACUUGUUUUCAAUAAGUUUAGUUCCCUGGAAACUUAUUUUUUAUGGAUCCAGUACAGAAACCAUGUCUGGAGCUGGAGUUGUGGUAAUUUCCCCGUCUAGGCUGAAAACACAGAUGUCUUUCCAGCUGGAUUUUAAUUGCACAAAUAAUCAAGUAGAAUAUGAAGCUUUGAUUAUUGGUCUUGAGAUGUUGGUGGAGCUUAAAGUAUCCAUGGUUGAGGUUAUAUGGGACUCACAGCUAGUUUUGAAGCAAUUGUCUGGUGACUACAAAUGUACUAGCCUUGCUUUAGCCCCUUAUUUUGCCUUGGCUGUGCAAUUGCUGGAAGAAUUUGAUGACGUGUCCAUCAGACAUGUGCCCAGAGACCAGAACUAUGAAGCUAAUGAAAUGGCCCAGAUUGCUUCAAGUCUGCGAAUUCCUGAAGGUGUAAUGCAGAAAGUUGUAAUAGUUGAAAAACGCAGUUUGCCAUCAAUUCAUCAACGUGGCAUGACUGUCUCCACUUGUAGCAUUGAUGUUACCCAGACGGACUGGCGCUUUCCAAUUAUUCAGUACCUUAAGGAUCAAAGUAUGAAGGUAUCUAGGAAAACCAAAAUGCAAGCUCUCAAUUAUGUCUUGAUUAAGGAUGUACUUUAUAGGAGAGGCAAUGAUGAACUACUGCUGCGUUGUCUGGGUCCAGAUGAAAGUUUCCAGAUGCUGUCUGAUGUCCAUGAUGGGAUUUGUGGUGCACACCAGGCUGGGAUCAAGAUGCGUUGGUUAAUUCGCAGACAUGGCUUUUUCUGGCCGUCUGUCUUAAAAGAUUGUAUUGCUUAUGCUAAGGGCUGCAAAUCUUGUCAGAUCCAUGGGCCACUUCAAAGAGUUCCAGCCUCUGAACUUAAUUCUAUUGUGAAACCAUGGCCAUUUCGAGACUGGGCUAUUGACUUAAUUGGUAAGGUGUAUCCCCCUUCAUCAAAAGGUCAUUCAUUUAUUAUAGUGGCAACGGAUUAUUUUACCAAAUGGGUGGAGGCUAAACCAAUGAAGAAGGUAGACCAAUCUGAUGUAAUCAAGUUCAUCAAAGCGGACAUUAUUCACAGAUUUGGUCUGCCAGAAACAAUUACAACAGACCAAGGCACAGUUUUUGUCAGCCAUCAGGUGGAGGUAUUUGCAAAGGAAAUGGGUUUCCGUUUGUUAAAUUCUACUCCUCAUUAUGCACAAGCUAAUGGGCAGGCGGAAGCUUCUAACAAGGUGGUGAUUAAUUUGCUGGAAAAAAUGGUGGAUGACAAUCCCAGACGAUGGCAUGAAUUAUUGUCUGAAACACUGUGGGCUUAUAGAACUUCACAAAGGAGUUCAACCAAAAUGAUACCUUUUGCCUUGACAUAUGGCCAUGACGCAGUCUUGCCAAUGGAGCUAACAGCCAGGUCUUUAAGAGUGAUGAUUCAGCAUAAUCUCCAGUCUAGAAAAUAUGAUGAGGCCAUGAUGCUUGAGCUUGAGAACCUUGAAGAUUCACGUUUGACAGCUUUGGAUAGAUUGCAAGCCCAAAAACUCAAAGUUGCAAAGUCUUACAACAAGAGGGUAAAAGGUAAAAAUCUGGUAGUUGGUGACUUGGUCUGGAAAGCAAUUUUAUCUCUUGGCAAGAAAGAUCACAGAUUUGGGAAAUGGUCCCCAAAUUGGGAAGGACCAUUCCGAAUUCAUGAAGUGUUGAGAGGGGGUGCUUAUUGGUUGGAGUCACUUGAUGGAGAGCUUCAUCCCAGAAAAAUCAAUGGAAUUUAUCUCAAGCCUUAUUACCCUACAGUCUGGGAGGCAAAAGGUUUAGAGUCACAAGAAGCUGUCUGAACCAGGUUUAUACUUCUGUCUAUGCACAAAUAAGUUGAUUUGCUUUCAUAUGUUUAUUCCAAAAUAAGAACAAGAUGGAUCAAGUGGCCUUGUUUGGCUGUGAAGGCAAGCAAUGCUCAAACAGAAUUAAAUCAAAAUAAGAUGA
Messenger RNA from Rubroshorea leprosula, 2013 nucleotides. The record is from the annotation of a GenBank genome assembly. Lineage: Eukaryota; Viridiplantae; Streptophyta; Magnoliopsida; Malvales; Dipterocarpaceae.